Molecule: messenger RNA, 364 nt
Organism: Lepidothrix coronata (blue-crowned manakin)
Lineage: Eukaryota; Metazoa; Chordata; Aves; Passeriformes; Pipridae
Gene: TMEM238
Product: transmembrane protein 238
Exons: 1
Coding region: 1-228 (75 amino acids)
Source: RefSeq, a predicted model, not a curated record
AUGGGCCCCCUCAGGCUGCUUGCCCGCUGUGCCGUGUUCGCCCUCGUGGCCCUGCUCUGCGACUUCGCGGGGCUCAUCUUCCUCCUCCUGGGCAUUUUUGCUCCUAUAAGCUCCUGGGACUUCUUUGUGUACGUGGGAGCCCUGCUGCUGGCCUUCAGCCUCCUCUUCUGGACCCUCUGGUACACCUUCAACAUCGAGGUGCCCUUCGGGGAGCUGGGUUUGAGCUGAGCCACGGCAAAGCCAGAGCAGGAACUUGCACUCGGAGGAGCAACAUCACGUUCUGGGAAGAUCCGACACGUCACUCAGCUGGUGAAGAGCAUCCCAAAAAGACCAAAGGGAAGGGUCUGAUGGUUCUCACAGCAUC